GUUACAUAGCAACAACAAUGUAGGCCCCUACGUAAAUUAUUUAUAUUAUAAACACCGAACAAAAUCUCAAAUUAAAAACAAAAGAGAUUGCUCAACUACUUAUGGGAUCGGCUUUGUCGAAGUCGGGGCUAAAACCGCUUCCGUUCUGUGGAUCAUUGGUUGAAAGAUCAUCUCAAAAAGUAUCCAGCACCCAUAGCAAGCCUAAGGACGAGGAUGUCCCGACAUGGAUGUUAACACCAGAGUCGAGUCUAUCGCCCAUCAGCGGUGUCUCAUCCACCACGCUGGAUAUCAGCUGCGAUCCGUCCAGUGAAAAUACUCCCUCGUUUUUCCCAUCAUUUGAUUCAGUAGCAGAAAGGCCAGAGAGUCGUCAAGAAAGACCAUCAAUACACGUACAAGACGGUACACCAGGGCUACUAAGUCGUCGAGGUGCACGAUCAGAGUCGACAACCCGCGAAAAUACAUCAUCCGUACCAAAAGAAACUCAAAAUACGCCCUCGAUAAACUGUUCGGCCAGCCCACUACUGCCAGUAAGUCGUCUGCAUAGAUGUUCGAAAUCGGAGCCACAAGUGAAUGGAGUAGACUUCCUGCUGCCGGGAGUUUCGACCCCAUGUGGUCUUCGGCGCUCAAAGCAGAAAACUAUGCAUAGAAAUCCUAAAAGAUCGUGAGUCAACGGCGACAAGGCUGAAGGUUGAUUGCAUGCCACCAUCCACUCUUACGUGCAUUACCGUGUCAGAAUGUAAAGUAUGUCAUAGCAUCCAGAGAAAUAAGAGACUUCAAUUUCUAUACAGUACAGUGGCCAAUCCACGUGCAAAAACAAAUAAUAGAGGUUGAUCACAAACAUUCUGAGUUUUACCCACCCGUAAACCAGAACAUCGUGCCAUUUUGCUUUUAUAUAUAUAUAUAUAUACCCAUUUUCAAGUGACAGCACAUCAUAAUGCACAGCUUCUGCUACAGGCAGAAAGAAAGAUUUAGGCAGGCAUUUAUUGAAACCCUAAUCCCUCAACUCAACUGGACUGUUCUAAGUGUCACAGGUUUGGUGUCAAAAGCAGACGUGGAUCACGGUGGAUGGAAAGAAAUAUACAUAGAAACCUAGAAACGUUAAAGGAAUGCUAAAGCAAGGCUUUUGGACUGGUGUGCAUAUUCAUCGAUAUAUAAAUACACAUUAUUGCUUAAUAUCAACAAGUAUAAUCGUAUAGUUAAUUAAUAAGACGGUUAAAUGUGA
Molecule: messenger RNA, 1222 nt
Organism: Gigantopelta aegis
Lineage: Eukaryota; Metazoa; Mollusca; Gastropoda; Neomphalida; Peltospiridae
Exons: 2
Coding region: 102-665 (187 amino acids)
Source: RefSeq, a predicted model, not a curated record